AUGCUAUUCCAGUUUUGCGUCGUUAUAUGCCUUAUUCAUAAUGCAAAAGGUACUGAUGAUGAAAAGAUAGGUGAAUGCAAUAAACAGGUUGGAAUGGUUCAACGACCAACAGUCAAUCCAAAUUUAUGUGCACACCUCGAUGUAGAUGCUUGUGCUGCAAUAUUUGAAUAUAUGGGAGUUGCGGCAGGAAUCAUGAUUGGUGGUGCUGAGCAAUUUAGAAGUGUGGAUUAUUAUGUGCCUAAAAAAUGCACAGACGGUGCUUUGAAGAAUUUUGCACAAAAAUCGUGCCCUUAUCGUUGUGCAUUCUGCUGUAAGGCAAAACAAUUUAAUUCUUUUACAUGGGAUAUGUGCAAAAAUCCAUUGCUUAAAACUAUAGCAUUAAUGAGAUGUCCACAGAAAUGCGGACUUUCAGCUGGCAUGUGUAUAAAUGCACUAGGUGAUGAGGUGUGCAACGCGUUGAGAAAUUCUUGUCAAAAAACUUGUGGAAUAAAAACAUGCUUAGGAACUCAAAAUGCGACAUCAGCACAACCGCCUUGUCGCGACGAGCAAAGAUGUUCAGAUUAUAGACAAAUAUGUAGAGUGGAACCUUAUGCCAGCAUAAUGAGAACUAAAUGCCGUUUAACGUGCGGCUAUUGUUAG
Molecule: messenger RNA, 639 nt
Organism: Dracunculus medinensis (Guinea worm)
Lineage: Eukaryota; Metazoa; Nematoda; Chromadorea; Rhabditida; Dracunculidae
Source: the annotation of a GenBank genome assembly